This is a messenger RNA of Esox lucius (northern pike), 2852 nucleotides long. Its product is annotated as zinc finger protein 271-like. Bases 133 to 2454 code for a protein of 773 amino acids. The record is from RefSeq and is a predicted model, not a curated record. NCBI's taxonomy places the organism in Eukaryota, Metazoa, Chordata, Actinopteri, Esociformes, Esocidae. Gene Ontology annotation, molecular function: DNA-binding transcription factor activity, RNA polymerase II-specific; RNA polymerase II cis-regulatory region sequence-specific DNA binding. Gene Ontology annotation, biological process: regulation of transcription by RNA polymerase II. The transcript is spliced from 6 exons.
AAUAUAUAUAUUUUCUAAAAGACGAAGAAGAAGCAAAAUUCAAGGCGUUGGAGUUAGUAGGCGAAAGUUUGGUGACCUAACUUCGUUUUAGUUUCAUUUUGUGAAAUACAAGCAGAAAUCCAAGUAGCAGAAAUGGAGAUGGAGGACAAAUCCAGCCUGCUGCUCUCCUUCCACACUGAACCCAAACAAGAGUCACUGGAUUCUGAUUGUGACAGUAAAGCUCAGUGUUCAUUGGUGGAUUCAGAGAUGACAUCAGUAAAGCUAGAAGACAAAAGUCAAAUACUGGGACUGAAUAUUAAAAUAAAAAAUGAAAAGGAAGAGGAGGAAGACAAGAAUUUGGGGGGUUUCAUUAGUCAAGAUGUGAUGGCUGAAGGUUAUACAUUUCCUACAGCUAGAGAGAAACAACAGGAAGACUGCAAAGAUAUGAAGUCUCACCCCUGCCCCCGUUGUAGAACAUGUUUACUAAAUGAAUCAGAUUUAAAAAGACACAUUAACAUAUGUACACAAGAGAAGCCUUACUUCUGUUCUGACUGUGGGAAGGGUUUCUCUUUAUUAGGUAACCUUAAAAUUCACCAACGCAUACAUACUGGAGAGAAACCUUAUUCAUGUUCUGACUGUGGAAAGACUUUUACUCAAUUAGGUCAGCUUAAAUGUCACCAGAACAUACACACUGGAGAGAAACCUUUUUGUUGUUCUGACUGUGGGAAGACUUUUUCUUUGUUAGGUCGCCUUAAAAGGCACCAGUACAUACACACCAGAGAAAAACCUUUUUGUUGUUCUGACUGUGGGAAGACUUUUUCUCAGUUAGGUCUGCUUAAAAGGCACCAACACAAACACACUGGAGAUGCACUGUACUCUUGUUCUGACUGUGGGAAAGGUUACCCUACAUCAUCUGAAUUUACUAGGCAUAAGAGAGUGCACACGGGAGAGAAGCCUUAUUCCUGUUCUGAAUGCGGGAAGAGUUUUUCUCACUUAGGUCUGCUUAAAAGGCACCAGCACACACACAGUGUAGAUAAACCUUACUCUUGUUCUGACUGUGGGAAAGGUUUCAUUACAUCAUCUAACCUUACUAGCCAUAGGAGAGUGCACACGGGAGAGAAACCUUAUUCCUGUUCUGACUGCGGGAAGAGUUUUUCUCAUUUAGGUCUGCUUAAAAGGCACCAGCACAAACACACUGGAGAUAAACCAUACUCUUGUUCUGACUGUGGGAAAGGUUUUCUUACAUCAUUUGAACUUAAAAGCCAUAAAGGUGUACACAGCACGUAUGGAUGUCCCAUCCUGGAUAAGCUGUACUACCUGUGCAACCUGAUUGGGCAGAUGGAGGACAAAUCCAGCCUGCUGUUCUCCUUCCACACUGAGAUCAAACAAGAACCAGUAGAUGCUGAUUGUGACAGUGGAGCUCAGUGUUCAUUGGUGGAUUCAGAGAUGACAUCAGUGAAGCUGGAAGACAAAAGUCAAAUACUGGGACUGAAUAUAAUCUUUAAAGAUGAAGAGCAGGAGGAGAAGAAUUUUGGGGAUUUAAUUAGUCAAGAUGGGAUUGCUGAAGUUGAUACAUUUCCUACAUCUGGAGAGAAACAACAAGAAGACUGCAAAGAUGAGAAGCCUCCCCCCUGCACCCAUUGUGGGAAAUGUUUCCUAAAUGAAUCAGAUCUAAAAAGACACAUUAACAUAUGUACAAGAGAGAAGUCUUACUCCUGUUCUGACUGUGGGAAGAGUUUCUCUCAUUUGUGUUACCUUAAGGCUCACCAGCGCAAACAUACAGGAGAGAAGCCUUUCUCCUGUUCUGACUGUGGGAAGGGUUUCUCCAUAUUAAGUAAUCUCAACGUUCACCAACGCAUUCACACUGGAGAGAAACCUUAUUCCUGUUCUGAAUGUGGGAAGAGUUUUUCUCAGUUAGCUAAGCUUAAAAGGCACCAGCGCAUACACACUGGAGAUAAACCAUAUCUUUGUUCUGAAUGUGGGAAAGGAUUCAUUACAUCAUCUGAACUUACAAUCCAUAAGAGAGUACACACAGGAGAGAAGCCAUACUCCUGUUAUGAAUGCGGGAUGAGUUUUUCACAAUUAAGUUAUCUUAAAAGGCACCAGCGCACACACGCUAGAGAUAAAACUUACUGCUGUUCUGACUGCGGGAAGAGUUUUUCUCAGUUAGCUAAGCUUAAAAGGCACCAGCGCAUACACACUGGAGAUAAACCAUAUCCUUGUUCUGAAUGUGGAAAAGGUUUCAUUACAUCAUCUGAACUUACUAUCCAUAAGAGAGUACACACAGGAGAGAAGCCUUACCUCUGUUCUGAUUGUUGGAAGAGUUUCUCUUGGUUAGGUAGCCUUAAAAUUCACAUGCACACGCACACCAGAGAGAAACCCUAUUGCUGUUCUGACUGCGGGAAGAGUUUUUCUCAGUUAGCUAAGCUUAAAAAGCACCAGCGCAUACACACUUCUGAUCAACCUUGCUCCUGACUGUGGGAAAGGUAUCAUCACAUUACAAGCCAUAAGAGAGUGCACACGAGAGAAGCCUUGUUCUGACUGUGGGUAGAGUUCCAAUCAUCCAGUUUCCCCCAAAAUACACUACUCAAAAAGAUAACGGAACACUUAAUUCACACAUCAGGUCUUGACGAACUAAAUAUAUUAAAGAUCAAGAUCUUUACUGUAAAUUGUGUAAUUAAAAGCAACAUGACUUAUCAAUGGUCAAUGGAAACCAAAAUCUUCAACCAAUUCAGGGCUUUAAACACACCGAUUAUCAAAGGAAACUAUUGAAAUUACAGGCUGUCCAACUUGCCUGAAUUUCAUCACGGCAACUCAUAAUGUGACUCAGCAGUGUGUAUGGCCCCACAUGCCUGUAUGCACUGCCGAUGAAG